Molecule: messenger RNA, 1485 nt
Organism: Poeciliopsis prolifica (blackstripe livebearer)
Lineage: Eukaryota; Metazoa; Chordata; Actinopteri; Cyprinodontiformes; Poeciliidae
Gene: pla2g12a
Product: phospholipase A2, group XIIA
Exons: 4
Coding region: 103-693 (196 amino acids)
Biological process (GO): arachidonate secretion; phospholipid metabolic process; lipid catabolic process
Cellular component (GO): extracellular region
Molecular function (GO): calcium ion binding; A2-type glycerophospholipase activity
Source: RefSeq, a predicted model, not a curated record
ACCCGGAAGUCAUGUAACAACUGCUGAUUGUCUGGUCGCUGGUAUGUUUUUAGCUAAAACGUGUCAGAUCGGAGCGGCAGGUCAGGCAGAACCUCAGCUGGCAUGAUGGGUCCAGGUGCGGCUCUGUCCGGCCCGGUUCUGCUGCUCGGUCUGCUCUGCUGCGGCCUUUUCCCAGCUGUUUCUGCCUGUGAGAAAGAACCGGAGACCCCGGACUGGAGGAUGACUCUCAGAACCAUCCGGAACGGGAUUCACAAGAUCGACACGUACCUGAACGCAGCGCUGGACCUGUUCGGCGGAGAUGACGGACUCUGUCGGUACCGGUGCAGCGAUGGAUUCAAACCGAUGCCUCGACCCGGCUACAGGCACCCUCCUCCCAACGGAUGCGGCUCCCCGCUUUUUGGAUUUCAUUUUGACCUGGGAAUCCCGUCCAUGACCAAAUGCUGCAACCAGCACGACCGCUGCUACGACACCUGCGGCCGCCUGAAGCACGACUGCGACGAUCAGUUCCAGGACUGCCUGGAGACCAUCUGCAGGAACGUGCAGAGGACUCUGGGAUUGGCUCAGACAGUCCAGGCGUGCGAGUCUGCAGUCAAGCUCCUCUUUGACGCCGUCAUGCACCUGGGCUGCAAGCCGUACCUGGACAGCCAACGGGACGCCUGCGUGUGCCAGUACGAGGUGAAGAAGGAGCUCUAACAGAAAAACAAACUGAAAUCCAGACGCCGGAUAAAUAAACUUUUCUGAAAACGUGUAGAUUUUUCUCAGGGAUGUAGCCUCUUUGGCUAAAAUUAAACACUGCAAUGCGAAGUGAAUGUAAAAUAAAAAGUUUCUUGUAGGUCGUAGCUAAUAUUUGUCCCUUUGUGAUCCACUAUUUAUGUAUAUAUUGUAUAUCCAGAGGUUUCUGUAAUGAAAUGGAAACUGGUUUCAUUCAUGUUUUGACUGGACUCAACAUUUUAACAAACAGUUAAAAGGGUUUUACAAAGUUCAAAGGUCAGUAAUAAAGCACACAUCAAUGUUCUACAACAUUUUGUAACAAAUGAUGUCGCUUUUUAUUCUGGAUUAUUCUCACAUGAUGCUAAUCUCAAUGUUCUUGUAAUCCCUGUGAAUUUACCCUAUUGCCAAUGCUUAAAUUAAAUUGAAACUGAUUAUUGGGGGAUAGAAUAUGAUAUUUAAGGCAAAAUAAAUACUUUUUUCAUUCUUUUUCCUUUGUUUUGCACAAAACAACAGCAAAUGAGCAGAAAAUCAAAGAUUAAUUAGAAAAAACAUAUAGAAAUCAGCCAAAGGCUCUCGUAACAUAUUAAAUAAUUAUUAAAUAUUGUCCUGUUUCAUUCUAUUUUGCUUUGUGCUUCAGUGGAAAACAAAAAAUCAAUGGCCUUGACCUACCGUUGGGUGAAAAAAAUUACAAAGGCAUGACUAUUAAAAUGUGAAACUUUCACAUUCCACCAAAUAUUUUGUAUAUUAAGUUUCAAAAUAAAAAAAAAAACUUGC